AUGAAGCUGAUAAACUUGCGUGAGCUCGAGUUCGAAGCAUCACAAAGAAUUCCAGGUCCAGUCCACCGGCGGGUUUCGGAAGCCACCGAGGUGGGGCGAAGAGCUUUAAGACUGCACGUGCUCGGCAGCGCACCAACAGGCAUUGCAUUCUCCCCUCGCUUCCUCUCCCGCAUGCUGCGGGCGUCCUGCUGGGCACUGCGUCCUCCCAGUCUCGCUGCGGUGGGUCGUGCGCCCACGAUGGGUGAACCACCCGGAUUGGGAGAAAGAUGCUUGGGAGGCGCCAAGUUCCCUGGUUGA
Chaetomium globosum CBS 148.51 is the source of this 297-nucleotide messenger RNA. RefSeq lists its product as uncharacterized. NCBI's taxonomy places the organism in Eukaryota, Fungi, Ascomycota, Sordariomycetes, Sordariales, Chaetomiaceae. Bases 1 to 297 code for a protein of 98 amino acids. The transcript is spliced from 2 exons. The record is from RefSeq and is a predicted model, not a curated record.